Messenger RNA from Sphaeroforma arctica JP610, 1261 nucleotides. RefSeq lists its product as hypothetical. The record is from RefSeq and is a predicted model, not a curated record. The transcript has a single exon. The annotation marks the transcript as partial. Lineage: Eukaryota; Ichthyosporea; Ichthyophonida.
ACAUCCAAACCUCAUAAACUGAAACUGCAGGCGCCUGCGGACUCGACCGACACCAACGACCUAUCAGAACCCCUCAUUCCAAAAAUAACAAAAAAGCCGGCCAAUCUGAUCGCGCCGUACAAAGGAGAGAACGAAGGAGAACCUACGGACGCUCGAUCAAGCACACAAUCACAGUCGCCUCUACAACCACCACCACUACAGCAACCACAACCACAACCACAGACAACAACAGCAGGUCACACACCUACACCUGCACCCUCUACCGAUGCCUCUGCACCGUUGGUGCGACACAGCCCGAGUUUCGGACAGGUGCGCACCCAAACCCUGAGCCAGGGCCAGACCAUGCCCCUGGCUGUGACUGUCCUUGUCCUGGAGGACCUGGUCCUACGCCGCCAGGUGCUGUUCCCACCCAAAGCACAGGCCGUGGGUGUGGUACUGGCACGGCUGUAUGUGGGGGCUGUGCGAGACAUGGUGCGGGGCUGGGGCGGUGGUGCGGACCGUCUGACUCAGAGCAAACUGCCGAGAAAUGGUGGACAAUUAACCAGGACCGGUUCCGUGGUUGCCCAGGUGAUGCCUGGGCCUAAGCCUGAGAUUAGUGGGACCGAGGAUGGACAAUUAACCAGUAAUGUAUAUGUUUCCGGGGCUGCGCUCGCGUGUGCGAGGCUGCUGGCGGCCUCCGAUGAAGCCAAUGCCGAGCGCUUGUGUAUGAGAAGGGGCAGUGGACAAUUAACCAGGAGCCAUGGGCCGGUGCAUGGGGGUGGGGAUAAGGUAGGUGGAGAUAAUGAAAGAAGGUCGAUAGGCGGUAAGAGUGGCGGUAGCGAUAAGGGUUCUAGCCCGAACGAUCCGGCGGGAGAUGCACGCGCUGAGGACUGUGCACUCACACCCGAGCGCAAGAGUACACAUACACACACGAAUACGAAGACGCAUGCAGACACACGCCACACACCCACAAGCACAUGUACACCACACAAGCAGCACACAAAUACAAUCACACACACCCCCCCCACACACACCCCCACGUCUGUAGCCUCGUCAGACACAGACGCUGGCUGUACGAGUACUCCUGAGUGUGUGCAAUCGGGAGAUGUGCCUAUGCAAACGAGUGCACACGCCUAUGAGCAUGGACUAUUGCAGUACACGUACCGGUUGAACUGUCUGUUGUCGUGCACGCGAUUGAGUGACACUGAGGCGUCUAAGCUACUGACCAUUGUCUCAGCAAUACAUCGGGGGAUGCGGGAGAGGGGUUUGGAUCAAGCGGAAG